Molecule: messenger RNA, 477 nt
Organism: Saccharomyces cerevisiae S288C
Lineage: Eukaryota; Fungi; Ascomycota; Saccharomycetes; Saccharomycetales; Saccharomycetaceae
Gene: POP6
Product: ribonuclease P/MRP protein subunit POP6
Exons: 1
Coding region: 1-477 (158 amino acids)
Cellular component (GO): nucleus
Molecular function (GO): nucleic acid binding; ribonuclease P activity
Source: RefSeq, marked reviewed
AUGAUCAAUGGCGUAUAUUACAAUGAAAUUAGUAGAGAUUUGGAUAUCUCUUCCUCCACUCAAUGUCUUCGGUUUCUCAAAGAAACAGUUAUACCGUCCUUAGCAAAUAAUGGUAACAACAGUACAUCAAUACAGUAUCAUGGCAUAUCGAAGAACGAUAACAUUAAGAAGUCUGUAAAUAAGUUAGAUAAACAAAUCAACAUGGCAGAUAGAAGUUUGGGUCUACAACAAGUAGUUUGUAUAUUCUCUUACGGUCCACAUAUUCAAAAAAUGUUAAGUAUUUUGGAAAUAUUUAAAAAGGGUUAUAUUAAGAACAAUAAGAAAAUUUAUCAGUGGAAUAAAUUAACAUCGUUCGAUAUAAAAAGAGAAGGCAGAAAUGAACUACAGGAAGAAAGGCUCAAGGUUCCAAUUUUGGUCACCCUUGUUUCUGAUUCAGAGAUCAUUGAUUUAAACCUACAUUCAUUCACCAAACAAUAA